Molecule: messenger RNA, 499 nt
Organism: Trichoderma harzianum CBS 226.95
Lineage: Eukaryota; Fungi; Ascomycota; Sordariomycetes; Hypocreales; Hypocreaceae
Exons: 2
Coding region: 124-351 (75 amino acids)
Biological process (GO): mitochondrial electron transport, cytochrome c to oxygen
Source: RefSeq, a predicted model, not a curated record
CAAGAAUCUCAACCUCGCUGCAACUCCACGCCUCGCCAAUCUCGAACGCCUGUCAAAGUCCGCAAUUCCCUCUACGAAAUAAACCAUCCGCCGUGCUUCUUCCAGCUAAUUGACCUCGUCCAGAUGCUCUCCCGCGCCGCCACUCGCACCACCUCCGCGGUCGCCCGCCGAGGCUUCCACACCACCCGCCCUCGCAUGUCCUCUCCUUACCACUACCCCGAGGGCCCUUACUCCAACUUGCCCUUCAACCCUCGCAGCAAGUGGUUCGGCGCCGGCUACUGGGCCUUCAUGGCCACCGGCUUCUUCGCUCCCUUUGGCAUUGCCGUCUACCAAACCUACAAGACCCAGUAAACGGAUUCUUCGAUUACAAAAGGCUUAUAUGGGUUGGACGCUUGGUGCUUUGAAUUGGUGGCGGACUAUUGCGACAGAGUAAAUAGCUCGAAUUAGACGUAGGACCAUUUCACAAGUCACAUACAUAACAAAACUUGUUCCGUGCCGG